AUGAGCGACUCAGACAGAGGUGACGUCCCCAAACCCAGUGCCAGAGCCAUCUAUGAGCAGAGGAAAAAAUAUUCCAGCGUCAUCAUGGCGGACGUCUCCCAGUAUGCUGUCAACCACCUUGUGACUUUCUCUAUCGGGGAGGAGGACGAUUUAGGAACCGUGGAGGAUGCGAUAAGGAAACUGUCUGUCAUGGAUGCCCAAGGGAAGAUCUGGGCUCAAGAGAUGCUGCUUCAGGUCAACGGAUCUGCCGUCAAACUUUUCGAUGUAAACUCAAAGGAGGAGCUGGAGAACUAUGGAUUGGCCGCUGUGGUUCGUUGCGAGGCAGUCCAAUCUGAGACCCGGUCCCGGUCCCUGCUUCUGCUGGUGUGCCAGGAGCCCGAUCAGCUCAAGCCGGAUGUCCACUUCUUUGCAUGCGACCACGUUGGGGCUGAAUUGAUCCAGCAGGAUGUUCACAGUGCUCUGUUGGACUUCAAAUCCGGGGGUAAUGCCCAGAGGAAAGAGGCACUCAGAGCUGCCCAGAACUGGCUGGGCAACCAGCCCAAAGAGUCUCCAUAUACUGUGGUUGAGUCCCCCAAGCCUUCCCGGACACAAGUCAUUUCCCCACUGCCCCCCUCAUCGGAUCCAGCUGAAAAGCAGCCUAAAAGUGGUGAUUCCCUUUCGCUGCCUGACCUGGCCGUCAUCCGUAUGGAGCAAGAUGUGGCCCUACUGAACCAGGUGUUUGACGAUGUGGAAGCCUUCAUGGGGAAAUUGCAGAAGGCUGCGGAAGCUUUCCGCGUGCUGGAUCAGCGGAAGCGCGCCUCAAGGGGGCGCCGCCGAGAGGCAGGCGUGGGGCUCCUGACCCUCCGAGCUCGGCCUCCUUCUGAAGAAGAAUUUGCAGACACGCUGGCUAAGAUGAAAUAUUCCUUCAGCCUUCUGGCCAGGCUCAAACCGAGUAUCAUGAACCCUUCCUCAGAGGAGCUGAUACAUUUUCUCUUUGGUCCCUUGAGGAUGGUUGUGGAGGCCUCUGGGGGGCCAGCGUUUGCUUCCGAGCUGCGCAGCCCCAUGCUGACCCGGGAGGCUGUGACCCUUUUACGGAGCUGCUUGGAGGAACGGGAAGCUGAGCUCUGGCAUUCACUAGGCGAAAACUGGACCAAGCCAAGAGUGGACUUCCCCCGGGAAUAUGCAGUUUCCUACACCCCAGCUUUCCAGAGCGGCUGGCAGCCACCUCUCCUGGAUGAUUACGGGCAGCCCUGGGAGGAUCCGGUGGAGGUGCAGCAUCGACACGAAGAGCGCCGUGCCCAGCAAUCGGCUCCCACAAUUGCAGCCAAUGGGCACGAACACGAAAUCAAAAGAGUCAGCUGCACCUACGACUUCGUAGCCAGAAACAGCAACGAACUGUCAGUCCUUCAAGGAGAGGUGCUGGAGGUCCUGGACGACAGCAAGAAGUGGUGGAAGGUUGAGAACAGUUACGGUCAGAUCGGCUACGUGCCUUACAAUAUUGUUAGUCCCGUUCUGCCUGGAGAUGGUGCCGACCCCCAGAACCACAACAGAACUGUCCAAUUCAAUGGAACCAACUCUGCAAGAACACAAGCACCGAAAACUCCACCUCAGCCACCGCCAAAGAGCCGGGUUCCGCACCAAAACGGCAGGCGCUGGGCUAGUGCGGAAGGGCUGAACAUGGACCUGAAUGAUCGAGAGCGGUUCAGCAACGUCAACGAGGAGCUUGCCCUAAGACUGGCUAACGGGACAUCCGGCGGCCGUAGCAAAACUCUUCACAUCCAGCGUGCUCCAGACACCACCAUGCCUUUAGAAUAUGACUCCAACCCGGCCCAGGUUCAAGCCUGGCUAGAGGCCAAAGGAUUCAGCCCAUUGACUGUGAGUGCUUUGGGCGUUCUGAAUGGAGCUCAGCUCUUCUCCUUGCAAAAGGAAGAAUUCAAGGCCGUCAGCCCAGAGGAAGGAGCUCGGGUCUACAGCCAGGUUACAGUCCAGAGAGCUCUGUUGGAGGAUUCUGGGAAAAUAUCAGAGCUGGAGGCAGUGAUGGAGAAGCAGAAAAGGAAAGUAGAAGGCGUUUGA
Messenger RNA from Euleptes europaea (tarantolino), 2052 nucleotides. RefSeq names its product EPS8 like 1 (gene EPS8L1). Gene Ontology annotation, biological process: Rho protein signal transduction; regulation of Rho protein signal transduction; positive regulation of ruffle assembly. Gene Ontology annotation, molecular function: actin binding. The record is from RefSeq and is a predicted model, not a curated record. Lineage: Eukaryota; Metazoa; Chordata; Lepidosauria; Squamata; Sphaerodactylidae. Gene Ontology annotation, cellular component: vesicle; ruffle membrane; plasma membrane. The coding region runs from base 1 to 2052 and encodes 683 amino acids. The transcript is spliced from 21 exons.